GUGAUCCCCAGUGAAAAGUCGUUCUAGCAGAAGUUAUGAAAUGUGUUUGGGAUCUGUAUAGCCCAAUCUAUCGUCCUCGUCGUAUUUCAGCGCUUAGAGCACUUUCCCGCUACCUCGACCUGAACCACGCCGGCUUGGCCUCUGCGCCGCCUCCUAGGAUCCCAUACCCCAUCGACUUCGCUAUGGGCACUUUGACAUGCUCUGCUCCAGACCGCGUUGACUGCGAGCCGGUCGUGUCACUGCGCCAAGCACCACGCUCACAGCUGUAAACUGCUCCACUUCAUUAGACUGGACAUUGGCGUACGAGCCGCCUUGGAAGACGGGAUUCUGCAUGAUUCGUCGCUUCAGGACCCGAAACCGCGCCAGUCCUUUCAACCAAUGUCAAACUGCCGUCGAAGCGAGUCCAAACUGAAGCCGCUUCAGGCACGCUUCAAGGGGAUGUGAAGUGAGGGGGCGGGG
Messenger RNA from Phanerochaete carnosa HHB-10118-sp, 459 nucleotides. RefSeq lists its product as uncharacterized. The transcript has a single exon. Lineage: Eukaryota; Fungi; Basidiomycota; Agaricomycetes; Polyporales; Phanerochaetaceae. Bases 36 to 269 code for a protein of 77 amino acids. The record is from RefSeq and is a predicted model, not a curated record.